Oxyura jamaicensis (ruddy duck) is the source of this 3765-nucleotide messenger RNA. RefSeq names its product NSF attachment protein gamma (gene NAPG). Gene Ontology annotation, cellular component: SNARE complex; vacuolar membrane. The transcript has 13 exons. Lineage: Eukaryota; Metazoa; Chordata; Aves; Anseriformes; Anatidae. Gene Ontology annotation, biological process: intracellular protein transport. The record is from RefSeq and is a predicted model, not a curated record. The coding region runs from base 60 to 1004 and encodes 314 amino acids. Gene Ontology annotation, molecular function: syntaxin binding; soluble NSF attachment protein activity.
GUCCCCUCCCGUGGCGGCGCCGUGAGCGGCGGCGCGGGGGCAGGCCGGCCGGCCGCGAGAUGGCGGCGCAGAAGAUAAACGAGGCCCUGGAGCACAUCGCCAAAGCGGAGAAAUAUCUGAAAACUGGAUUCUUAAAGUGGAAACCAGAUUAUGACAGUGCAGCUACCGAAUAUGGGAAGGCAGCUGUGGCUUUUAAGAAUGCUAAGCAGUUUGACCAGGCAAGGGAAGCCUGUUUGCGAGAAGCUGAAGCACAUGAAAACAAUAAAGCACUUUUCCAUGCUGCCAAAGCUUAUGAACAAGCUGGCAUGAUGCUAAAGGAGAUGCAGAGACUCCCUGAAGCUGUCCAGCUAAUUGAGAAAGCCAGUAUGAUGUACCUGGAGAAUGGGACACCAGAUACAGCAGCUAUUGCACUGGAACGGGCUGGAAAGUUAAUAGAAAAUGUGAGUCCAGAGAAGGCUGUACAGCUCUAUCAGCAAGCAGCAUCAGUGUUUGAAAAUGAAGAACGUUUACGGCAAGCAUUAGAAAUGUUAGGGAAGGCUUCAAGACUUCUAGUCCGAGGACGCAGAUUAGAUGAGGCUGCAUUGUCUCUUCAAAAGGAAAAAAGUCUUUAUAAGGAAAUUGAAAAUUAUCCAACGUGCUAUAAGAAAACUAUUGCUCAAGUCUUAGUUCAUCUUCACAGAAAUGAUUACGUUGCUGCAGAAAGAUGUGUGAGGGAAAGUUAUAGUAUACCAGGAUUUAAUGGAAGUGAAGACUGUGCAGCACUAGAGCAGCUUUUAGAAGGGUAUGACCAGCAAGAUCAGGAUCAAGUUUCGGAAGUCUGUAACUUACCACUCUUCAAAUAUAUGGACAAUGAUUAUGCCAAGCUUGGUCUUACCUUGGUGGUGCCAGGAGGUGGGAUCAAGAAGAAAUCUUCAAACACUGCACAAGACAAGACAAGAGGACCAGCCACGGUGGGCUCUCAUGCCGAUGAGGAAGAGGAUGAAUAUUCUGGUGGACUUUGCUAGCUGCAGAUACAUGUUAUCUUAAAUACCUAACUUGUUUGUGAUGUUGAGCAUAUCCAAAGGUACCAGAUUUACCAGAGCUUCAUUGCAAUUGUGAUAUGGGAAUGCUAAUAUUAGCUUGGCAGCUUUUGGGUACAACAAAAACGGGAGUAAGAGCAUGAUUGUACCUUUCAUCUUGAAACACCUUUGGAUUUCAUUUCUUACCUGGUAGGAGCUUCUUCAGGGCCCUGCCUGCAGUUGAUGGGGAAAAAUUCGAGAGAAGUUUUUACUAAAAGCACAGUUUAAAAAAGAAACCAAAACUCUGAAGAGAAGCACUGGGGUUAGGGAGAGUGGCACAAAAUUCCAAAUGCUGGAUUUCAAUACCUGACACUUUUUUGCCCCCAAUAAUAUGUUUGUGAUUGUUUUCUGAGUUAAAUGUAAGGUCAUUAAAUGAACAUCGUCCAGAUGUUCAUCUCCUUUUUAACAUUAUUUAAGGAAGACCAUGGCACAGAGGGAUUUUCCACUAGUGUAAUCACUAGGGGGAACAUUCAGUUUAUUUUAACACGUUUUUAUCUCACUGUGGAAUAUUACUUUAGUAUCUUACUCUUUGCAAGGAGUAUCCAUGUGGUUGUAGAAAACACUAAGACAGCUACUGUGGAGAAGUUUUGCAAGGUUAUAGGCAUAGGUGUGCACAUCUUUCAUCUUAUAUUAACCUGAAGUCUUUUGAAAUAAGUGAGUGCGUUGUGUUUGUAAUGCACACCUUGGGAAUGGAAGGAGUGGACAACCUUUCUAGUACUGUUUCCGAAGCAUGCCACAAUCAAAAACAAAAAUGAAGGUAGCAGUUAAUGUGUGUUAAAUAUAAAGCUCAGGAGGCAGUAUUUAGCAAAACUUAGGUGGAAUGUUUCAGUGGUGUGAUGGAACUUAGGAGUGUUUCAGAUGUUCACUUCCUAAUCAAUACUCUAGUUUGCAAAGACGUUUCAUUCUUUCAUGUUCUCAAAGCAUAGAACAGCUACCUUUUACAAAUGGCAUUUUUCAAACUAGCUCAAACCCCAAAUAACCAAAUUUUAAAGCAUCUUCUCCACUUCUAUUUGAUUACAAGUUGUCACGUCUUUCACAAUUUUCUUUAGUGUCUAAAUUAAUUUGACCAUUUUAUGCUUAAAAGUUGACAACCCUAGAAGACGGCUCUGUGGUCUGUUUUUUUCAGGAGAACCUAAUCAAGAUCGGCACUAAGGUGAUGUCCAAAGCUCAAUAAACAGUAGACCAAAAGCAUAGGGUUAAGUGUCAAUACAGUUUCUGCCUCAUCAAGGAAUUGGAUGGCUUCAAAAAUACCAAAUGUGUCAGAUGUAAUUGCAGUUAAGGUAGACUUUGAGGACUAAUAUUCACUGUGCUUGGGGUGAAAAGCACUGACUAGCAUAGCAAUGGGUGCACAAGCUACACUAUGAUUGUAGGCAGGACUGCGUUAAAAGUAAUGUAAUUCAAUUUCAUAGAUAUUCAGAAAAAGUUUUUUCUUUUUAUUAUGCAAUAAGCUUGGAUUACAAAGCAGUUUGAGAGCUUUUUAAAGCUGUUUAAACCUGUUGUUCUGUACUGUCUAAUAGAUAAUUUCUCUCUGAUAUUAAGGAUGUAUAUAAAAGUUUUUGUACUACUAAAAAAUAGCCUAAAUGAAAUUUUAGAAAGUGAGUUGCUUUUCUCUCAGAAUAAUUACUAAUAUACAUGAAAGUUUGUUUUUGAAGAUUUUCCUAUAACUCUUCUUUCUUCACGACUGAGGAAACUGAAGUGAGGUGUUCCACCUUCUGCCUUCUGGAUUUGUUCAUGAAGGUCACCAUGCACUUUUUAUGGGGAGUUUUUAUUACUUUUUUUUUUUUUUUAAGCACAUUUAGAAGCACUGGGAACACUAAGUGAUUUUCCCUGCUUUUCCCUGCUGCUUCUAUUUCUGAAAUUACUUUUGGUGAAUGAUCCCAAGGAGUUUACUACGUUGUGUGUGCAAACAGUAACAUGUAUCUGAAAAGACAAGCAAGCAGGUCUGUCUGCAUGAAAGAACUUGAUAAAAUUUAUAUAUUAGGAUGCUUUUUCAUGGAAAAAAAUAUGCAAGACUGUCUCUUACCCACUCCCUCAGCUUUUUUUUUUUCUUUUUAGCUUGUGCCAAGUACAGAAAAUCUGGGACAAAAGUAAUUUAUACCAAACAUGUUAAGCUGCCAUUGAAUUUAAAGAGGUUUCUCUGAAUCUUAGGAACAGAAUCUUAAUCUUUAAUUGCAAUGUUGCUGCAAAGACCAAAUCUGCAGAAAUGGAAGUGUCUGAAAAUAAGAUGGUCUAUUUUAUAUAACUUAUUCUCCUAUUUUGGGCAAUGAAAGUGUAAUAGGAAUAUUAUCUGCCUUUUAGUAAAUGUUUAACUAUAGAAUAUGCUCUGUAUGUUAUGUAUAAGUGUUUGUUUCUAUCUUUCAAAGCAAUUUGCACACUUCUGUAAAUACCCUUUAAGUGAUUUAAAGUGAAAAAUACACUGUUUUCAGCAAGGAAGUUUCCAAAACUAAUGUUGGCUGUAAGAAAAAUAAAGUUGCAUGAAGACUGAGCAAUGAUCAGUGUAAUGUAUAUGACAUUAGAUGAUUUCUAAAUUAUCUGUAACCUAUGGCUGAGUAUGCCCAAGUGCGGUGUGAAAUCUGUGCUUUAUUUGUUCUUUUCCCAAACCUGUGAUGUAUUAGAUUAUGAAGUGUGUUUGUAGCAGCUCUACAGAUGCUGCCUCUGAGAAGAGGCUGUAUUUCACCAUCAUGAAAAAUAAAACUUGAAACUAACA